AUGGAAAAUGAGGCGUCCUCCAGAAGGGGCCGGCUUAUCGGCAAGCUCUUUGGCAGUAAAGAGCGCAAGACCUCCGAUUCCACCAACGCUACCAGCCUCGACUCCUUUUUACACAGCUCCGACAACUUGCAGCCCAGCGACAUCGCUCACGUCCCUGGCAUCCAGCACCUACCCGCCGUCUUUGCCGUCGCCUCUGUCGACCGGGGCGCAGUCAGGCUUUCCUCCUCAAAACGAGGACCCUCGGCCUAUGGCCACGAGAAUGGUGUCCGGCUGUGGUGGUUCCUAAAAGGUCGCUUGGGGCUUGAGCAGGCCAUAAGAGAAUACCAACCUAACACGCCAGCUGCAUCAAAGGCCCAGCUGCAGAAUGAACUGGACAAGCAGCAGGCCUAUGCCAAUCUGGCCAAGUCGUAUUGGCUGUGCCAACACGCCAUUCCAGAAAUCUCGCAAAUUCGCCGACUUCCCCCCGAUCCCGAGAUUCUGGCUGCUACGGAGCAGCUGAUGUCGUCACUAAAAAAGCUGGCCAUGUCUAUGAAGAGAAAUGGCCUUUUGCCCCCAGAAGAACCUUUCUUGCCGGCAACCAUAGAUAAAGCCAUUUGGCUGGAGUAUCCAGCUAUGAGCCAAGACAUGAUUGCCUUGCUAUCUGGUGACUGGGGCUCGGGCAUUUCCGCUAUUCAAAAGCCAACGACAAACUUGCAAAUAUUGAAUGCGCUGCCGCUCACCGACAUGACGGACUUUUUCAGCUACGGCCGAGUUGCGGCAGACUGUUUCUUGAUGGAACAGGGACGAGAAGCACAGAGAGUCUACUUUUCCUGCUUCCUGUCUAUGCUGCGACCCCGGACCGAGACUGGACUCGUAUUCAUCAUUGCUAGCCAGAAUGGGGUAGUUCAACUGGCCAUACAAGAUAACAAGGGAGCCGGUCCAGUGUGGGAGGAUGUGCGUUGGCGCAACGACACCUGUACUCUGGAGCUACGGCUACCCCGUGGAUUCAUGCUCGCCGUACAGCUGUCACAAACUGACUAUCGCAUGUUGUGGAACAUGUAUGACUUUGGUGCCCGGGUUCGGUCGUCCUUGAAACCUCGCCCUGAUGAAACGAUAGUUUUUAGAAAUACGCUCCCUUCGUUCCAGUACAUUGACUCUGAUCCGCAGUCGCGUGUGUUCCCCAAGGACGCCGUGGUGCAGUGCGAAGUGGCGCUGUUCGAACGAGUGUACAAAGAAAACGGCCCCGCAGGCCAGAGAAACUGGCACGCCGGGUUCCGCAUCGCGGCCGUGACGGGACCGCACACCAGGACAUUGAGCGGAGUGCAGCACAACUACCCGACUCUGCUGCCGGUCCAGUUUGGCUUUUUCCGCGACGGCGAUGCGCCAGCUCUGUCCAUCAAGUUUGAAGGAAGCCGUCAAAAGGGGUGCAUGGUGCUUACUUUUAGCGACGAAAAAGAGCGCGUGCGGUUUCACUCGCUCAUUACAGGAACCGCGUUGGAGGUGGACGAGCGAAUCUUCGCCAAUGUACCGCUGCGUAGCUUGCAGAUAUCAGAGAAAAUGGACGAUAUGACAAACAUAUUGCCGUUUGGGCGCAUGCCUUGGAAGGCGGCGCAGGUCAUAAAUGACGAGUUUGGGCCGAACGGAGAGCAACCGCCGUCGGUGCUGUCGGAUAAGCUCAAGGUAGUGCUGGAGUACCAGAAUGGCAUGGUGACGGACCGAAUCAACGUGGCGCCCGGGGAGAUGCGCCUCAGGUUAGACGUAUCCAACAGUUUGGUAUUCCGCAUGCUCCGUCAACCACAGCAGGACAUGACUGUGUCCAUCUCGGAUACGCAAGUGCCAAAGGAGCUGGCGGCGGAGAUGAGCCGUGGGCUACAGACGAUACGACACAGACAGACGAUACGCACACUGGAGUUCAACAGUCUGAAGGAACUGCAUGAGUUUCAAUUCGCGGUGACUGGGUACGAGGUCAUGUUCGACGCGAUGGCGACGACAUUUGCGAUUGCCCGGCGCAGAAUGGUUGUGCCUAUCCAUAAGAAGUGGGAGGCUGGCCUGACGCGGAUCCAGGUUGUGCGACAAGAAGACAAGCAGGUGCAGCUGUUGGCAUUCUUCGAGAACUGGCAGCAUGGGCACUGCAUGAACUUUGUUCUCAAGGGUACAGACGUGUACGAGUCGUUCCAACGGAGCGGCAAGGCAGGAAUUAAGUUUGUGGAUGCCAAAUUUCCGUUACCGCGUCUGCCGGAAGACAAGGAUGGAGAUCUUGGCGACAUGGCGUUUGUCUGCCUUGAUCUUCCGGACCUGCCGGGAGAGCACGACGACAUUUCGAUUGUGUUUGAAAAAGAACUGGGUAAGUGA
Cordyceps militaris CM01 is the source of this 2331-nucleotide messenger RNA. RefSeq lists its product as uncharacterized. Bases 1 to 2331 code for a protein of 776 amino acids. NCBI's taxonomy places the organism in Eukaryota, Fungi, Ascomycota, Sordariomycetes, Hypocreales, Cordycipitaceae. The record is from RefSeq and is a predicted model, not a curated record. The transcript is spliced from 3 exons.